UUUUACCACUGUUUAAGAAAAACAAGGAAGCGACUAACAGAAGCAGCAGAAUGGUUGUUAACAGGGGGAAGUCAUAGCUAGCUGUCGGUGUCUUCCCAGUAGUUUGUCAGUGAGCUCCACUGCAGAAAUGGAGGCUGGAGGAGGGGAGGAGAGUCCAGAUGUGCAGGGGGCGGCAGCAGCAGCAGAACCAAGCGUUUCUGGACGCCGACAGACUUCUACGAAGCCGGUUUGGUCUUUGCUAGAGGAAGCAGCCCAAAUGAAAACAGAGGGAAACGCUUUCUACAGGGAGAAGAAUAUUCGCUCAGCCAUUGGCCGAUAUCACCGUGCUCUGCUGGUCCUCCGAGGCCUCGACUCUGAUGUGAUGGCGCCAGUGAAAGGAUUUGGACCCGAGUCACCUGCUCUCACACCUGAACAGGAGGCUUCACUGAGAAACACACAAGUGGACUGCUACAACAAUUUAGCUGCCUGUUUGCUGCAGAGACAGAGUGUUGACUACUCUCGUGUGCGGGAGUACAGCUUGCGGGUGUUGCAGUGGCGACCAGGCGAUGCGAAGGCACUGUACAGGGCAGGAGUAGCGACUCUGGAGAUGGGAGAUGCACAGACUGCCAAACAGUACCUCAUCCAGGCCUGCAGAGAGCAGCCUAAUGAUGCUAAUGUGAGGAAGCACCUUCAGAGGGCUGAGGAGAAACUGAAUCGGGAGUUACAAAAAGAGAAGGCCAUGUAUCGAGGCAUGUUUUCUUCCAGCUUGAAGAGCAGCUCCGAAGAAGGGAUUUAACCAAACGAACAGAGCUGGUGAGGGAGUUCAGCCUGCCAGCUCACCCUGCCAAAUAAAGCCUCAACCCAAGAGAGACUGCUUUCAACAGAUCACAAACCGAAUGAGGAAUGAUCACACAUCCUGAAUCACUAAUGUUUCUGUGUCUCCUGUAGACGCUUAUGAAGUGAGCUUAGGAAAGUAAGAAUUGCACAUUAUGCAGAGUACUGGAACGCUGUUAGUAGGAAAGUAAAGAUGUCGCUUCUGAAAAUAGAAAAGAGAGGACAGGAACAUUAGUUUCCUAGCAACAUGGAAACAGAGCUGGUUUUUUAGCCCAAAAGAGCAAGAGUUUGGAUAUUUCACAAAAAUGUGAGACUCUUCAUGCACUACUCAACGUUCUGAUAAUGCCUCCGUGAUUUCAGUUGUCUGGUUAGUGCUGUGAAUGUUGAUUUUGUGACUUCUCAAGUAAAAUAUUUUUUCAUAAAUAA
Toxotes jaculatrix (banded archerfish) is the source of this 1239-nucleotide messenger RNA. RefSeq names its product tetratricopeptide repeat domain 9C (gene ttc9c). The transcript has 4 exons. The record is from RefSeq and is a predicted model, not a curated record. NCBI's taxonomy places the organism in Eukaryota, Metazoa, Chordata, Actinopteri, Toxotidae. Bases 128 to 775 code for a protein of 215 amino acids. Gene Ontology annotation, molecular function: protein binding.